This is a messenger RNA of Penaeus vannamei (Pacific white shrimp), 5560 nucleotides long. NCBI's taxonomy places the organism in Eukaryota, Metazoa, Arthropoda, Malacostraca, Decapoda, Penaeidae. The record is from RefSeq and is a predicted model, not a curated record.
GCGGAGCAGGAUGGGUGUAGCAGGAGUGGCGUCGGCGAGGGCGUGGGGGCGGCAGUGGCCCGAGCGAGGCCUUCUGCUGCUGCUCCUGCUCAUGACCUACUGGACCGUCACCACGCGAGCAGGUAUGUCGCCAGCGUUUCCCACCGCCACAGGAUCCACAUCAGGAACGACGUACCGGACAGCCUACGCGUGUGAGGGAACGACGCUAAGCAUAUCCUGUGACCCUGGAUUUGUGAUCAACGUAAUCAGGGCGAACUACGGUCGAUAUUCAAUCACCAUCUGCAAUAUCCACGGGAAUACUGAGUGGUCCGUCAACUGCCAGAGCCCCAGGACGCAUAGAGUGCUGUCAGAGAGGUGCGGAUUGACGCAGGGCUGCUCCAUGCCCGUCAACAGCGAGAUCUUCGGAGACAAUUGCCCGGGCACCUACAAGUACAUCGAAGUCCACUACAGUUGCGUCAUAGACGCGACCACCACCACUACCUCCAGGCCGCGGCCGCCGUGGUACAUGCAUACGAGAGCCCCGAUUAGGACGCCUCCGACUCUGUACGCGAACUACAGUACAACCACGACGACCACCCUCCCGCCAUCCACCACCACAUCCACCACAACAACCACAAGCACGACCACCACCACCACGAGCACCACCACCACCACCCAGGCUCCUGACUUGGAACCGCAAGGUCAGGAGCCAGCGGAGGGCCCCGAGGCCGAGGCGCCCGCUACAGCACCCAUGGAAAACGCCACGUCUCCCGCUGCUCCAGUUAUGCCGUCGUCUUCUACAGUAUCUACCUCUACCUCUACCUCUACUGUUAUCCCGAGUAGCUCCUCGACCCCAGGUAGUAGCACGCACUCGCCGCCCGUGCCUCCGCCGCGUGUGGAUGGGGACUAUGAAAAUCCAUACUGUCCUCCCUCGUUUGCUCGCGGACUCUACUGGAACUGGACUCGCAGCGGGGAAAUUGCGGUGCAGCCGUGUCCAGGGGGCGCCUCCGGAUGGGCGAGGCGCUCGUGCAAGACGGUGGACUGGGCGGGUCCUGCUGACCUGAGCGAAUGUCGCAGCGUCUGGCUGGCCACGCUCGAGACCCGAGCUAAUUCUCACGAUUCGCUGAUCGGCGUGACGGCCGACUUGGCGAAAGUGACAGAAAAUAAAGCUCUGUACGGCGGCGAUCUGAUCACCACGGCUCGCCUCCUCUCCACGCUGGCCACCCUCAUGGCGGACGACCUGGAUGACUUCCCAGAGCCGCGCCAGCGCCAGGCCGUUGUGACGGAGAUGCUGCAGUCGGCGCUCGCUACGGGGUCUGCCCUGCUGGCGGCAGGGAUGGCAGGUCCCUGGGGUGACCUGGCGGUGAGGGAGAGACGCCACGCCGUGACGCAGCUCAUGGUGGCCCUGGAAGAGGCGUCGUUCCUUCUGGCCGAUGUCCUGCCUACGGGCACGGAAGCGGUGCACCAUAAGUCUCACGUGCUGGCGUCUGCGCGGGCUGUCACGGCCGAUGGGUCCUCUGUGGCAUUCCCUUCUGCCCAAGAUCAGACUGUGGACUGGGGCUUCACCGACUCCGUCGCCCUCCCCCCUGAGGCCAUCCUCGAAAACAGUGAUGGCGGCACGACGAGAGUUGUGUUUCUCACGUACCAGCACCUGGAGGACCUGCUUGCGCCGGGCUCGGAACCUCUUGGCCAUCGGUCAGGAAACAUCACACGGCUAGUGAACUCGCGUGUCGUGUCAGCGUCACUGGGUCACGGUCGCCACAUUCAGUUGCCUGAGCCCGUUACUCUCACUUUCUCGCUGUUGCGACAGGAGAAUGUGACUCGCCCCGUGUGUGCCUUCUGGGACUACACCACGUCAGCGUGGAGCGACGAGGGUUGUCGCGUCAUGUUCCACAAUCGCUCGCACGUCACUUGCCAGUGCGAUCACCUUACGAACUUUGCCGUUCUGAUGGAGAAGUCCACCGGUGGAGCGGCGGAGGAUCCACAAGCAGCCUUGCGCAUUUUGGCUUAUGUUGGGUGCGUCGUGAGCCUCGUGUGUGUGGGCGGGUCUCUGCUGGUCUUCUCGGUCUUCCGAAGCCUGGCCUCCCCCCGAACCGCUGUGCAUAGACAUGUGUGCAUCUGCCUCACCGCGGCCGAACUGGUGUUUCUUGUCGGGGUGUGGAGGACCGACACCCCAGUGCUGUGUGGCGUGGUGGCCGGCGUCCUGCACUACACGGUUCUCUCGGCAUUCGCUUGGAUGUUCAUGGAAGGUGUUCACGUUUAUAUGAGUGUUGCUCGAGCAGUAGAAUGCGAUUCUCUGCGACUGCGGUGGUGGCAUUACACCCUGGCCUACGGCCUCCCGCUCCUGGUGGUGGCCGCCGCUGCGGUUGUGGACCCCUUCAGCUAUGGCACCGAUCAGUAUUGCUGGCUCAGGACUGACAACUACUUCGUGUUCUUCCUCGUCGGGCCGGCGCUGCUGCUGCUGGCGGCCCACGUGGCCCUCCUGGCGGCCGCCCUCGUGUACACCUGCAGGCUCUCCCCGGACGACGCCCUGAAGACCAAGGAGAUGGCACGACUCGACUCGACCAGCGGCGUCUAUACCAACGCUCUCCAACACCGACUCUACUCCCGCCUGGCUUGGCUGCGAGGGACCAUCACGCUGCUGCUCCUGAUGGUGCUGACCUGGACGCUGAGCCUGCUGUUCCUGCACCGGCCGUCGCUCCCCAUCGCCGCCGCCUUCUGCGUCCUCAACGCCCUCCACGGAAUCUUCAUCUUCAUCUACUACUGCGUCAGGAACCAGAAGGUGCGGGAAUGGUGUCGGUCUGCGGUGGAGAGCGAGGCUUGGCUCCCGCAGGCGGUGCGCGGAGUCUUUGCCGCCGAGAAGCAGACCUACAGCCCCAAUAACAACACCAACCCCCAUCCCGCCAUCUCUCACGCCCUCAAUCACGCCCUCGCCUCGCCCGCCCUCAACCAAUAUCUUCCAACGCUGUGUCAGCUCGGCGGAGUGAAGGGUCCCGGGGCCAGCACACGCCCCCCGGUGGGACCCCUGCUGUCAGGGGGCACGUCCACGAUGGGCUCUGGGGGGUCUCUUCGUCAGGGGGUCACGGGCCACCUCCCCCUCGGCGCCCUGCAUCAGUCGUUGCCCCGCCACCACACAGUCACCCUCCCGCGCACCACCACCACCACAGCCACCACCACCAGCACCAACCUUCAUCACGCCACCCUUAAGCACGCGGAGGAAGACGCUUCCUACAAGUCCUUCUCGCGGGACUCGGGCCACGGCGGCUCGGAGCAGGAGGACUCGCCCCGCGCCGGAUGGAACAACCACCACCACCGCUACUCCAACUCGCUCACCGCCGACCUCAAGAACGCUUACCUCGCCAAACUCAACAGCAUCAACGCGAGCGGCGGCCUGGACGGGGGCCUCACCUUCCCCAACAUGGAAGGCGGCAACAAAGUGAUCACAGUGCCCAACAGCUACACGACGCAGCUGUCGCCCGCCGCCGUGCCUCCCGCCGUCGCCGCCAUGCUCCGGGGCAACGCCAACACGGCUCGCUCGCACUCUCCUUGGAAUCACACGUACAUGGAGAUCGAGACCGAAGGCGACCCCGUGUACGAGGAGAUCGAGCGUGAGCGCUGGGUGGGACGCGCAGCCGGUGUCGUCAACGGACCGACGGGCCAGGAGACGCUGCAGGUGUCCGACCUCUCCGACGAGGACAUGAAGCGAGGCACGCCGAGCGACAUGAGCCGACAGUCCUCCAGAAGCUACGGCGACGCCCGACCCCUGCUUCCGUAUCACCACGCUCAAGGCCACCACUUCCCUCGGAGCCCGCAGGACCAACAGUUCGCUCUCAGUGAGGAGAGAUUACGGGACUUCAACGCAGCUCAGAUGAGUCGAGAUCUGGAACAGCUGCAGCAGGCACAACAGCAUCUUUCGCGCGACAACCUGAUGACCGUGGCAGUCUUGAACGGGGAGCAGGUGGUCUGCCGCUUGACGUCGCCCUCGAACCCCCAGGCGCCACAGAGCCUGCCAGUCAUCCACGAGGCCGGCGGACGAGGCCUUGUGGCAUCCCAGACCCUGAACGGGGAGCCCGCCCACGUGGUGGUGUCGCGGGGCCCGCACUAUAGACCCCAGCAGUUCAGCGAGUGUUAGUGAUGUUCGUGUGUGCUGCAGUGGAGACUACUUUGGUCUUAUAAAUGGAGUAUGUAAGAAAAUGCCGGCUUGAGUCAUUAGCGAGUUGUCUUUAGACUACUUCUUCACUUGUGCUUUCCAGCUGGACGAUUGGAACUCUAUAGUCUGAAUAGUUACCGACUAUCUCAAAUCCAGUUGGCAUUAUCCUUGAUGGUGCAAGGCGUAUUUCCAUACCGUUUGGAGUUCUUGUUUUAAGUAUUUGUAAACUUCAAUUUCCAUUUUUUUGUGAGCCUGAAAGAGUGCGCGAGAAAACAAAGAGACUAAGUAGUGCACUCAGCUGCAAAAGGGGCAUCAUGGCGGAAACGGACACGAUUUCCUGCAACUUUGAUAACUAGUCGAUGUACUUUCUUAUUUAUUGGUCUCAUUUUAUUUUUACACACCGCGGAACUUUUGUAGCUCUGUGAAAGUGGUGUCGAAGCCUUUGUGAUUUUUAUAUGUAAGAAGUGUUAUAUUUCUGUUAAGUGUGCUACAUUCCAGAGUUUUAGUGUUUAGUUUCGUCAGACGUUGGGUUCAAGCCUCAGUGCCACAGUGCUCUAUACUUCGCUUCAGAAUCACACCAGUUAACGUGAAUGGCUAUUAGAGGAAGUGCCUUUUUCGGUCCGAGGAGUGUGUACAUGUAUAAAGGAAAUAUUUGGAUGUAUAUAAUGAUGUAAAUAGAAUAUAUUUAUAUGUACGUUUUCUUAAUGAAAAGCCAAAGCUUCUAGACGUAGAAGAGUCUUCGAGAGUCAUUUCCAACGGGCCUUUCCUUUGCUUAGUGGAAGAGAAACACUGAUACUUUUUAUGUUAUAUACUUCACCGGCAGUGGUUCCAGGGAGUAACGGGCUGUGGUUCCAGGAGGUCACUAGCUGUGGUUCUUGGGAAUGCCAGCUGUGAUUCCGAAGGAUCGCCAGGUAUGGUUCCAAAGAGUCACCGGUUGUCAGCAGGUAACUUGUUGGCUGAUGCCUCACUUAAACUCACCUGUAGCUUCCCCGGGUUGUCACCGGUGGCUUUCGGGUCGCGGUCGCCCGGUUUUUGCCUCACCUACAUCACCCGCAGCAGGUCUUGGUCCACAGCAAGCCAGGGUCAUGUGGUGGGCAGUUAACUUCAUUGUGGCAUCACUGCAUUUUCGUUGCAUCAUCUCAUCCUUAUGGACAAACUUGUACCUUCAGGUCCGUUGUCUGCCCACGCACAUCGCCUACAGUGUUGGAGUAAACACACUGUGCUUGUGGAUCCAUAUUAAAUCUCCAGCUUAGACUCCUUUUAUUCAGGUCAGUGUGAAUCUAAGCUGGAAGAAUGUAAAGUAGGUAGCUCCCACAAGCUUGGCCAACCCCUGGGACCCGCGCCUGCCAUCAUCUCUUCUCCAACUUGUGAGCUGUGAUACGUUGAAUAGAUAAUCAGUGUAAAAAUAUGACAAUAAAAUGUUUAAAUGGA